Plasmodium falciparum 3D7 is the source of this 1308-nucleotide messenger RNA. It is a transcript of the gene PBGD, whose product is annotated as porphobilinogen deaminase. NCBI's taxonomy places the organism in Eukaryota, Apicomplexa, Aconoidasida, Haemosporida, Plasmodiidae. Gene Ontology annotation, biological process: porphyrin-containing compound biosynthetic process; tetrapyrrole biosynthetic process. Gene Ontology annotation, molecular function: hydroxymethylbilane synthase activity. The record is from RefSeq and is a predicted model, not a curated record.
AUGCAUUUGCUAUCUUUUCUUUCAUUUAUUAUAUGGUUUAUACACUGUACAGCCAAAAGACAUGAAUAUUCAAUAAAAAAAUAUUUUCUGAACAGUCAUAAUUUUUGUAAAAUAAAACCUGACCCGUUCAGGAAAGAUACUUUAAAAAAAAGACUAUAUUCUUCUGAUGGAAUUAAAGACGAAAUAAUUAUCGGAACUCGUGAUUCUCCGUUAGCCUUAAAACAAAGUGAAAAAGUGAGGAAAAAAAUUAUGUCAUAUUUUAAAAAAAUGAAUAAAAAUAUAAAUGUAACAUUUAAGUAUAUAAAAACAACAGGUGAUAAUAUAUUAGAUAGUAAGAGUGUUGGAUUAUAUGGCGGGAAAGGAAUAUUUACAAAAGAAUUGGAUGAACAAUUAAUAAAUGGAAAUGUAGAUUUGUGUGUGCAUUCUUUGAAAGAUGUUCCUAUAUUAUUACCUAAUAAUAUUGAAUUAUCAUGUUUUUUAAAAAGAGAUACAAUAAAUGAUGCUUUUUUAUCUAUAAAAUAUAAAAGCAUAAAUGAUAUGAAUACGGUCAAAAGUGUAUCAAAAACAGAAGACAUUCAUCAUAUCAACAAAAAAGAUAGUGAUCAUAAUAAUGAUACAUUAUGUACUAUUGGGACAUCGUCCUUAAGAAGAAGAAGUCAAAUUAAAAACAGAUAUAAAAAUAUUUAUGUAAACAAUAUAAGAGGAAAUAUAAAUACAAGAAUUGAGAAAUUAUAUAAUGGAGAAGUUGAUGCGUUAAUAAUAGCUAUGUGUGGUAUAGAAAGAUUAAUAAAGAAAGCAAAUCUUAAACAUCUUCUAAAAAAUAAAGAACAGAAAAAUAUCUGCCAACCAUUUCUUCUCAAAUGUAAUAAUAAAAAGUGUAUAGAUUUGUGUCAUGUUAAUAUACAAAAGUUGAAUAAAAACCUGAUUUAUCCUGCCUUAGGUCAAGGCAUUAUAGCAGUUACCUCACACAAAAAAAAUUAUUUCAUUUCCAGUCUCUUAAAAAAUAUAAACAAUAAAAAAUCAGAAAUGAUGGCACAAAUUGAAAGAUCCUUUUUAUAUCAUAUCGAUGGGAAUUGUAUGAUGCCUAUAGGAGGAUAUACAAACAUGAGAAAUGAAGAUAUAUAUUUACAUGUAAUAAUUAAUGACAUACAUGGAUAUAACAAAUAUCAGGUAACGCAAAAAGAUACAUUAUAUAAUUAUAAAGAAAUUGGCCCUAAUGCUGCUAUUAAAAUGAAGGAAAUUAUAGGCACUGAACAGUUUAACAAAAUAAAAGCGGAGGCUGAAUUGCACCUUUUAAAUAAUAAAUAA